GAGGUGGAAAACUGUGGGGCUGUCAGAGACUGGCUGCAGCAUUGCAUCCAUGUCUGUGGGACUAAGCAGGGGAUAGCAUGGGAGAAGAACCAUAGCAGGUUUUACUGGUCAAGUGCUGAGUCUUUACUGAGGAGAAAGCGGGGAGAGGGAAGGUGCAUUCAAGUGUUGGAGGAGGGGCGAUGUCAGCAGUAAAAAAGGAGCUGCGGAGACAGAUCAGGGAGUAGGGAAAGGAGGAGCUGAGUAUAAACGUGAGAGUGUGAGGCUGAUCGUAGUCGAGGAAAGAUGGGAGACAGACUGACAAGAGAAGGGAUUGUUUACAUCUGCAGAUUCAUUUAGUCCACAGCCUACAAAUAAGGAAACUCUAUAACAAGUGUGUUUGGUGAACAAUGCGUGUACUGUUAUUUAUAGGGAUGAUGCUAUCAGCACACACUGGGGCGCUUGGCUGAAAAUAGCCUUUGAAGAUGGCAGAUGAGAGGAUCCAAAAAACAUUUAAAGCCUCUCUGUUGUCAAAUCUGUAACUUGGGCUCCUGUUUGUUAUUCUUCCCAUCUGUCAGGUUGCUGUGUGAGUGUGUUGGUGUUGUCCUUACACGUCAGUCACAGGGAAAUCUACAGGGAGGUGUUGGACUUAAAAGAGGACCACCAGACUGAAAUCGAGGGGAUCAGUAGAUGUUAAGGUGUAGAUAUUAAAGGAUGCUACAGGUGGUUUGGACACUUUAACGCCAUCUGCAGCCUCUUACGUGACAAGUGAGGUCUGACAUGCCGUCCUCCUCUCCAUAACGUGUGUCUUUGUUUACAAUCCCUCGGCCCACUGACUCCCUGAGCAGACAUGGCUUCCCCAGCUCCAGUUCGGUCUCCUCCCCUCCCUCCCUCCCUUGAUCCUGUCCCAACUUCUGUCCCUGUCCUGCGUCCAGUGCAAAAAUAGCAACAGAGGAACCGGGGCUCCUCAAAAGACAGGACAGAAACACUGGCCUUGAGUCUGACAGUAAACACAGGUUGGAGGGGUUUGUCAAAGCUGGGGGGCACACACUGUAGCAGAAAAAAGACUUUUGUUUGGCGUGUUUCUUACAGCCAGCUGAUGUGAGAGGCUGUUGCUCUGGGCAGUUGUGGCCCUGCAGCUGGGUAAGCCAUGGGGAACGAGAGCAGCACGACUGAAACAUUGCCAGAAGAGGGCGCUGCAGAAAAUGUUGUUCUGUUGCCACCUAAGGAAAGUCAAAAUGACUCCGUGCAGGCUGAAGCUCGAGCCGAGAGUUCGACUCAGAGGGACGACGGAGCGCUACUGACCGAGGUUUCCACCAGCCAGCACAGCCUGCUGUCUCAGCCCGUGCUGCCAGACAUCCCAGUCAUCACCGGGGUGGAGGAGAGCCGAGGCACGGCCGCAGACCAGGAGGACAAGGAGGAGCUUGAGUUUCCUCACGACCUGCUGCCCAGUUUAGAUUUCAGCAGCGAGCUCAACAUCUGGGAGUCCUCACUGGGAGCUAAAACCAGCUCAGGUGACAGGAAAUGUGAACAGGUGAACCCCCUGCUGGCGGGUCUGCAGCAUCACAUAGAAGUCAGUCAACCAUUGCUGUUUCAAGAUUCAAGGCCUCACGGCUGCGACCCACUUGUCGCAGAUGUCCAGCUCUUAACUCAGCCUGCUGCCACACCUUACCCGGGUAACAGACCCCUGGCCCCUUCCCCAUCCACAUUCUUAGACCGGGAACUCCAAGAGGCCUUCCAAGAAUGUGAAGAACAACUGGUGUCACUGGGCAUAGUCACUCCCACUCAGCCUUGCAGCCCCGAGCCCGGGACGUGGUGCAAUGAAGGGAAUACAACCGGAAAAGUGAUGGUUAACAAGUCCAGUGAGUCAUCGUCUCCACCUCCAAUCGUUGUCCAGCUAGGACAUAGCAACGGGGGCCAUGGAAACAGAAAUGCACAUGGAAACAGUGAGACAGCAGACAGUCAGAAGGAUACAGUUGUGUUUAGUUUUAGGGAUUACAUACUAGGCACUGUGAAUAAUGAUGGGACAGCAGAGACUGAAAACCUGAAAGCAGAAAAAGAAAUUAAGACAGAUGAAGAGAAGGAAGCACCCACGCAAAUACAAUUAGAAAUGCCAACAUAUUCAGCUGGAGAACAACCAAAACAGGCUGUGUUUAGUGAUCAUACAAACGAUCUAAGACAGGGAAAUGCUAAUUCCAGUGCAUCUGUGGGGGGGAGUAGCACUGUAGACUCUGAUGUAGUGAUUAGGAAGAAAGACACGGAGGCAAAGACAGACAAAGAAGAAAAUCUAAGUGAUGAUUUCAGUGCUGGUGUUUGUUUUGAAACAAAGGUAGGUAAUUCAGCUAUGGAAACAUCAGAGCGUAGCCCUCGUUUAAGGGAUAGAGACGCAUUACCAGAGCUGCAAUCAAAAGGACAGACAGGAGCAGGCAAGCACACUGUGGAGCAGGAAUCAGACACAUACAAGCAGAGUUCAGCUGGUGAUAAACAGGCCGCCCAGAACAAAGAGGCAAAGAAAAAGAGACACAGGAAAAAGAAAAAGAUGGAGAAAAGCCCGGAAACUGGGCAGGAGGCACGCACAGCAGUGCAAUCUGAAAAUGAAGUCAUAAAUGCUGAAAACCCCACAGAUUCACCUUCAGGUCCUGUGAUUUGUGGGCAACACCCUGACAACAGGCUUGAUUACAAGGAGCAGCUUGAAGGAAAACCCACAUCCAGCUCCCUACUAUCAUCUCCUCAUAGCAGUCAGGAUCAUCUUACUCCCUCAGCCUGUUCACCUGCACCCAUGCGGGCUCUUUUGCAGAAGCCUCAUCAAUCAGACAACCAUAAUGAUCCCCUAAGCAGCAUAAAUAAAAUCUCCAAUGAAAGCCUGCAGUGGGGGCAACAUGUAACCGGAGGUGAAACCAGCAACCAAAAUAUACCCGUGACACAUGUCCAAAAUACAGCGAUCAAUCAAGCUGCUUCUAGUGAUAAGAGAUCAGAUACACAAACAUGCCAGGCUUCAGUUACAGAAGCAAAAAUACUCACACCCGAGAAUCACGUCCCACUCUCCAACAGCCGAACUUGUGUGGGAGAGAGUUGCAUGGAGAGCGUCCUUGAAGAGGCUUUAGCGGUGGUUACUGCGUUGCCACUGACAACACCCACACUGCCAGAAGUGAUAGAAAGCGAGGGAGAGGGAGAAAGCGUGAGGUGUGAUUUAGUGGAGAGAGUAGCUGCUAGAGCAGUUGCAGAGAGUGAGGAAGGAGUAGAGGAGAGAGGGACAGAAAAGUGCCUCAUUUCUGCAGACGGAGAGAGGGACGAAGUCCUGGGCAGCCCUUCUCGGCUCGCGUUAAUCUGUUCCCAGGCAAAAUGCUCACUUGCAUUGUCAGCCAAAGAGGGACCGGCUGCAGCUGAGGAAAGCUGCACCAGCAAAAUGCCACACAACUCGGCCGAGAGCGAAAUCAAGGCACCGAGAGAGGCGACCGUUCGGAGUUCGCGCAGAGAGCUGUCACCGGCCGAAGAGGGAGAUGCAGAAAAGGAGCCACAGUGCUUAGAGGCUUAUAUCAAUACUUCUCCCCUUGGGCUACUUACUGGUUCUGAUUGUCAGGAUCACAUUGCCGCGGGAUCAAAGAGAGAAGGAGAGGGAGGAGGAGAGGAGGUGGUAGAGAAAGGAGGGCUGGUGAGAGAGCACAGUUCAUUCAGCCAGCCAGAAGGCUCUGCUAGUGGGCUGUCAUCUGCUCAGACUGAAAGGUGUCCGCCCACCGAUGUUGCCGAGUCACAGCUGAAAUCACAGAGCUGGAGGGAGUCGAUCGCUACCAUCACUGAGAGCAUCUGCACCGAAGAGGAGCGUCUCUGUCGACCCCGCCGGGAGCACCGUGGCGCAACAAUUUCACCUCUCCUCCCUGACGCUGAGCAGAGCUACAGUAAAACAAGCGGAGGCAGACGGGCCGAUCUCGAUCAGAAGUUAGUGUCAGAGGAAGGGCUGGCUCUGGGACGCACUUUCGAGGAGUCAUCCGUCACAGAGACAAACUACAGUCGAGUCUUCCCGUCUUUAACCUCACGCCAGCAUUUGAUCACUUCAGAGAAAAUCCCAGUUAAGCAACAAGCGAGCAACAAUCAACAGGUUCAGCCUAGUAGCACAACAGAAGCAGAGACAGUCGAAAGUGCAGCCAAGCUUCAAGUCGAAGCCUAUAGACAGAGCAACAGUGGUAGCACCGCUAUGUCUGAAGUCGGUGUGUAUCUAUGUGGCAGGAGUGGAGGUAACAGAGUUCACUUCAUGGAUGCAGAGAAGGAAAUGGGCAGUUCCUCCGUGGAUCUCAAGACCAUGCCGGUGCCAGCCCUGGACUGUGCGUCUUUACCCCCGCUGACUGUUCACGAGCAGUUGCGUCAUCCUGUUUUUGAGGCCAGCUAUACUUUCACAGACUUUCUCAACUCAAAGAAGCCAGACAUCCCUAUGAAUCCAGCUCCUACCAAGGAUGAAGCAGCUGCGUUUUCAGAGGCACAGAAAGAUGUCUGUUUGGCUAAAGGGGACACGAGGACUAAAGAAACAAAGGAGAACAUUGCCACAGAUCAAUCACAUAGUGACAGUUUGAAGACAAACACUGUAGAUUCACAGUCGGUGAACAGCUCACAACAGCUUCCACGUCCUGCUGAGGAGACUCAGGCUGGUAAUAAAGGGUGCUUUGAUGUUUUACAACCACCAGGAAGUGCCAUCUCUGAGUCAAAUCAUCUGACAUUUGAACUGGUCACAGCAAAGGCAGAGGCGGAGACACAGAAAGAUGCUGCAAUUGUGUGUUUGCCCAAGGAGGAGGAGGAGAUUAAGAAGGUGGUGGCAGAGUCUAAAGGUACAGCUGACAUUGACCAGCCUCAGGAAUCACCUUUAAGUGCUACUCCUGUCAUUCUUGAAGAAAACAAAGGGAACCAGCAUAACUGUGCACCUUUAAGUGGUGUUGACACAAGUUCAACAUCUGAACCUGUGACCUUGACUUGCGCAGCUCCUCUGCAGAUGAAGCAUUGUGACCCAGCUGAUCAGCCUAUUAUGCAAUUAGGUGAAAAACCUCCUAACGAGCCAGUUAACCCAGAUAUUACGAAGGCUGGGGAAGGGCCCAAGUCCCCCACCGGCUCUGCCGAUCCCACAAAGGACGCGUGGGUGACUUCAGAAGUGACGGCGUCUGACGAGUCAAGCACGUUUAUCGGGCAGUGUGUCAGUAAUCCUGCUUUUGAGCUGCAGCCUCCUGGCCCAAUGUUGAGUCACCUAGAGUUCGUUACCGACUCUGAUGCAUCUGUCUCUGAAAAGGCAUAUAACUGCAGUGCUGAUGGUGACAGCAGCAGUGACUCCAGAGAGGUGGAUGCCCAUAAGAGCCGAGAAGUGACACACACUUCAUUAGCACAGCAUGCUGAGAUCGGCGAUGUCUAUGUUAACGCUAAUGAGGUCUUGCCAAAAUUGGAGAAUUUAAAUUUUGAUACUAAAGAGUCUGCUGCUACCAGUAAUGUAAAUAGUCAGUUAUCACAAGAGGAAAAUCUGAUUCCACCUCAGCCUCCCAGCGAUGCAGUGACAAGAAAUAAACCUGCUAAUGUAAUUCCUCUAUCUCAAACAGUGCCAGACUCUGCUGGCAUUAAACCUAUUAUUUGUGAAGCCUCCAUUAGGGAUGACAUCACAAAUGUCAGCUACCCAUUUAACUCCGACCUGCCCGCCAACGAGGUUUAUGAUACAAUUAAAGGGGACAAUGUGAAAGAAAACCACAUAAUGGGAGAUCAGACCGCCAUGUUGUUUGAAGAGCAAAAGAAACAAGCUAAAGAGGCAGCAAUGGAUAAUCAAAAGGAAGCAGCAGACAGCAGCAAGCAACAGACAGGAAAGACAGGCACAAUGCCACAACAGAAUAAUGAAGCAGAUAAAGAGACUAUAGAAGAAAUUGGAGCCCUGCAGCCACCACAUGCACAUAUGGGACAAAAGAGUGAAUCGUCAUUAAAGGAUGUGAAGAAGGAAAAAGAAAUAAAGAACACUUUUGAAUCCAAAAGCGAGACUGAAACUUGUUCCUCAUCUCCCAGCAGAUUUCCGGGGUCAUCCGAGGACGUGCUGCGUGCUGACUUAGAGUCUAGUAGCGAACCUCUGACUGUUUAUGAUUCCAGUUUGCGCCAAAUUCCGACAGCAGCGCUGGAAUGCAGCUCUGACUCUGCACCAGAUUUGAGUGCAGCUCUUGGCCAAUCACAGUCCACACCAGAUCCAAAUUGUUUUGCUCAGCAACAGGAGCACCAUCAACAGUAUCUGGGAUCCAGACAUCCCACAGAGGCAAUGUCAGGUGGCUGUCUAGAGGGGGGAGAAAAGGCUAACGAUCAGACCCAGACACUGGUUAAGGGAGUAAAAGGAGCCACAGAGGAAGGAGACAGCUCUGCUGGGGAUAUUUGUCAGUCAGGAAGCAAGGAUGAGUUAGCAGGUGAUGCCAGCAUGAGCAAUGAAGGAGUGAUAAAGUCAGUGAAAGGCGAGGAUGCUUCACUAGAGGUUCAUAGGUUGCCAUCUUCCCUUGAUUCAAAUGAAAUUGAUGGGAGAAAUGCUUCACCUGAUGCAGGGAUAGCAGCGGGUUACUCUCAUGUAAGUGAGACAAGUCAGGAGACAGAUGAGAAUGAAAGCCCAGGGUUAGAGGGGUCAGGUAGAGAUUUAAUGCCAGACACUGGGUUUGUGAGUGAUCUGAUUGAUAAAGAUCCGCAAAAAUGUGAUCUAUCAGCUGUCUGUCAAGAGCAGAGUAGAAAAUCCGAGCUGUCAGAGAAUCUGGUUGUAUCUGUUGAGCCUGUUUCACAGGAACACGAAAGCUCAUCUUUUCAUAUUCCCAUUUUAACUAAAGAUAGCACAGCUAGUGAUGCUAUUCAUGCAGAUUUUUCACCAAGUACAAACCAGGCUGGUGAAAUUCCUAUGCACACAUGCAGCUCUCUGCCAGAUCCUGCUGCGCAUCCAGAAACUGGAGGAGAGGAUUUCAGUGCUGCCGUGGCUCUAAAAAUCACCGGUAGUGAAAGCGUUGCGUGUGAAAGUCAGGAUACAGUGUCCAGGCCUCAUGGGCUGCAAAGGCCCAAUAAAACCUCAGCCACACAAAACAGCCCAAUAGAACAAACACCCAUAAAAGGGCCUGAUGUUGAGGAGAUGACAAAGGAAGAUAAAGAAGCCUUGGAUGAAGGGAAUGUUAGCGAGCAGGGUGAGGAACAAAAUCGGAUAAAAGUCAUAGAUGGUGGAGCUUUGGGAAAGCAGGGGGUUGUGCAUUUAGCAGGAAGUGAUAAAGAAAUGGGCUCGGGAUCAAUCACCGUUUUAGGCAACUCCCAAAGUGGGGAGGCACAGAUUAGCACGGAGGUUGCUGUGUGUCACUCUGAUGGCAACACCGGUCCUUGUAAGGCAAGGGAAAGUGACAGUGAUGCAACAGAAAAAAUGACUGCGGACGUGGACACAGGCCCAUCUGUUGUUUCAUCAAAAUGCCUAGAAGAUUUCGAAACUCUUACCCACUCAGAGAAACCACAAGAUGUGGUGCCACUGUCAAAGCCCCCAGAUGACACUGUGGUUAAACCCACUGCUGCUGCCGCUCGGUGCGAAUCAGAAUCACUCGAUAGAGCUCCAGCCCGCCGCCCUCCUGCUGAACAAGUAGAAGCUGCUGAAGCAGACACAAACUGGAUAAAAGCGCUCAGGGAAGCUGCAUCCCAUUCUCAAAGCGAACAAGUGAACCCAGUGGAUGCCUUAAGACCCUUUCCAUCUCUGGAGUCUCCUCAACAAGAGUUUCUCACUCCGACUGAGGAGAUAGCAGCUCCCGUGAGACAGGAGAAGACCCCACCACCAGAACUAGCAGCGGAGGAGACAGCAGAGAUCCCACCUGUGAAUCUUGUGAAGAAGCCAGUAGACCUUCCCAGACCUUUAAAAAAGGCAGGAGAUCUCCUAGAAUCAGCACAUGAGAUAGCAGAGCUUUCCAAACCACCGCAGAGUAUAAAAGUAGAAGAAGAAGAAACGACAAAGGCAGAGCUUCCAGAAGCAGCCAAGAAAGAAGAAGAAGAGCAUCCAGAUGAGGUUCAAGAACCAAAAAGGAAGCAAGUUACUUCAACAGAAGUAGUGAAUGAGGAACAGGCAAGAGAAGGAACAGAUGAGAUCCCAGAACCAACAGCUAAUGAUAAUGAGCUCGUAGAACCAGCAAAGUAUGAAGAACCAGAAACAACAAAGCCGACUACAGAGUCCCCACAGUCAGAGGAGAAGCCGGUCAGCGAGCUGCCAGUGGAGCUAGUGGAAAAACCUUUAGACAUCCAGCCCGUGGAGCCAGCUGAAGUCCUAGCUGAGGAAACUGCAGCGACAGAGGCUGUUCAGGAUCCAGCUGCAGAGCUACGGGACAGUGGGCCCUCCCUCGGUGACAAAGUAGAGAGCGGUCACCUGGCCCCCGCCUCUCCUCAACCACUACCCUCCGAUCACCACCUCCUUCCUACUCACUUCCGAGACACCGCAGAGUUCCCUACCUCCGUCCCCACACUUCCAGAGGGUCACACACUUGAAGCCCUACCGACCCCGCCUACGUCCCCCUGUCCUCCUCACCCAGCCCCUGCCUCCCCUCCUGCAUCUUCUGCUGACCCCUGUGAGGAUGUUUACCCCGCUUCUGCACCCUGCCAUAUCCCUUUAAGGAGCUCAGACUCUGAUGGCGCUUUUGAGACCCCUGAAUCUACAACUCCAGUGAAGGCUGUUUCUCCAGCUGAGCCUCAGAUAAAGCAAACAACAUCUGACGAGAAAGUAGAAGACACCUCAAUCACUGAUCCUACAUCUGACUUCACUGCAGCCGAACUACCAUGCCAUUCUGCGUCAAAUACUUUUGAUGAAAACAAGCCCAUCGCUGCCAGUGGUACAUAUAACAUUGACUUUUUUGCUGCAGAAUCAACGACUCACACUCUAACCCGUUCUCUGAGCCUCCAGGGAGGAGAACUAGAUAGUUCUGCUCUGUUGGACGGAUCACCUUCAGGAGGUUUCCGUCCACACUCCGAGUCUUUCAGUGUAGGCACUGAGAGUGCCCCAGGGACACUCCGCAGGCCCAAGAAAGGUCGUCCUGGGUCUGUAAAGAAAAAGCCUCUUCUCAGACAGAACUCUAACCCAGAGAGCCCAAGGCCAGACUCAUCCAGCAGCACCCCAGAAAUUAAGAAGCGGGCGAAACCUCGAACAGCCAGCCCUCUCCAGGCUCAGGAGGAAACUGAAGGAGGCUCUGCAACACCGAGUCCUGGAGGAACGCAGCGAAAAGCCAGAAAGACCCGUGUUGAGACUCCUCCUCCCCUGCCAGAGGAGACCAAUCAUACCACCCAAGAGGAGAGCCUUAUUGUUGCUGCCUUACCUUUAUGCCAGGAGGAGAUACCCCUCCCUGAAAGUCAAGCAGACAAAGAAGAAACCCCCAUCCCUCCCAGUGGCUCCUACAAAUGGGAUCCAGACAACUUUGAGAACAUCAACCCCUUUAAAACCGGAGGUAGUAAAAUUGCCAAUUCCCCUGUUUUGGGUCGUAAGGAGCCUGUGUGUGCCCCCAUUUCCACCCCUCUAGAGAGUCCCCCCGUCCCAUCUGAGGAACCACAUCACCCCAGUCCACCCGCUCCUAUUAGAGAGCCAGUCACGAAUCCUGAGGAGCAGCCCAUUAUACCCAAGCGUCAGUCACUAAGACUGGAGUUUGACUACUCCGAGGAGAGUGGUGAGGCAUCACAUCAGGCCUCUCCUCCACCUAAGAAGCUAGGCAAGAAGCCAGGUGCCAAGAUGCCUCUGAGGAAACCAAAGCUGGGGCUGAAAAAGGCGCCUCCAGCACAGACAGAGCAGCUGGACAACAUUCCUCCGGCAACUCACAACAGCAACGAGGAUGAAAUCCCGGCAACUAAAGCAUCUUACACCUUUGAACUCGACAAGUAUGAAGAUCCAAACUUGAAUCCAUUUACUUCAAGGAAAAGUAUCACCAACUCCCCCAAACUAUCCAGGCCGCCUUAUAACUUUGAUGACUCCAUAGACCCUUUCAAAAGCUCCAACAAGUUGGCCAAUUCCCCUCCUAAGACUUCUGCCUCAUUUGAACUGUCAUCCAAUGACAAUGAUACUGAAAAUGACAACCUCGGGGAAUUAGAGGACCAGAACCAGAACAAACCUGCCAAGAAGAAGAAAACUCCCAUCAAAUCGAAGUCCAGGGGUGUGUCUUCUCUAUGUUGUUUUUUUAAUACUUUCAGAGUGAAGAGGUCGCCAAAGAAAUCACCCUUAUCUGACCCAUCACAGGAUCUUAUACCCGCAGAUGAACCUUCCUCCCUUCACCAGCAGGAUGACCAUGCCACAGAUGAGGAGAAACUAGCCUCCUCCACCAGUCAUAAGUGGGCAGCCCUGCACGACAUGGAUGGAGAUUUAAACUCUGACCAGCAAGACUUUCCUCAACCGUGCGACCUUACAUCCUUUGUUAAUGAGAACAGCCUUCCUAAGGAGACUCCAGUACAAGACUAUGAAAUUGAGUACAUGGAGAAGAUUGGCUCCUCUUCCCCACCUCCGUCUGCAAAGAAGCCAUCUUUGUACUUGAAGUUGGACUCGGUAUCUGACAACUUAACCAAAAAUACAUGUGCGCAUGGAUCUGAACCCAGCUCCCCCUGCACAGGGAGUUUUGAAGAGAUGGAGGCCCAGAUUACAGCAGGUAUGAAGACACCGGUGCUCAGCUCCCGGCCUGGCCCCGAGGGCUCUGCUGCAGACAAGGGCAGGAAGAGAGAAAGCGAGGUGCUCAGUCGAACACAGAGCACAGAGAUGGAGGAGCAGCCCCCUAGCCAGGGCCCCGUGGAGGCACUUGCGCCAGCCCUGGCCAUGCCCCUGUUAGACAGGCUGUCUGAGUGUGACGACCCCCUGCAGUACCUGGAGCCUGACCUGGCUGAGACCAACCCCACAGCAUUCGCCCAAAAACUGCAGGAGGAGCUGGUGCUUGCUGCCCUGAGGAUAGAGGCUCUGCAGGUAGCCAAAAACAUCUCUCAGUGCCCCUCCCUCUCCACUGUAACCCCCCAGGUACUGCGCUGAGUCAGCCUGCACCUGCUGUAUGCAAGUGUGUGUGUGGGUGAACAAGUGUGUUUGCAAGAGCAAAAGAUGCAUCUUGAAUGAGGGAUUAGCGAAACGCAGGUGUGUGUGAAAUGCACAUGUGCGUGACUGUGUGUGCGUGUGUGUGUGUGUGUGUGUGUGUGUGUGUGUGUGUGAGU
Haplochromis burtoni (Burton's mouthbrooder) is the source of this 11139-nucleotide messenger RNA. RefSeq names its product transforming, acidic coiled-coil containing protein 2 (gene tacc2). Gene Ontology annotation, cellular component: cytoplasm. Lineage: Eukaryota; Metazoa; Chordata; Actinopteri; Cichliformes; Cichlidae. Gene Ontology annotation, biological process: cerebral cortex development; cell population proliferation; mitotic spindle organization. The record is from RefSeq and is a predicted model, not a curated record. Bases 1127 to 10963 code for a protein of 3278 amino acids. The transcript has 18 exons.